UUUGAUGAAUUUAAGAAUCAAUUGGAUUCGAAUCACCUUUCCAUUACUCAUCAUGCGGUAAAUCGUGUUUUGCGCAAGCUUGAUUCCGAUCCCGAUUCGGCAAGGAUAUUCUUUCAAUGGGUAUUGGAAAACUAUCCUGAAAAGUUGAGCUCUGAAUCCUAUAAUCAAGUUUUGAGCUAUCUGGGGUUAAGCGGAGCUGUUCAAGAGUUUUGGGAUUUGGUUGCUGUUAUGAAUAAAAAGGGUUUUGGUGUUUCCAAAUGGGUCAUAGAUACAACUUUGGACUAUUUUCAAAAGAAUGGAAUGGAUGUUGAUGCUUUCAAGUUGAAGGAAUUGUUUGAUAAUGACACUGUUGAGAGGUUGUGUAGGAUUAUCAGGAACAAUGUGUGGAGUCAUCAUGUUGAGAAACAAAUUACGGAUUUGAAUCUUGUUUUUUCUAAUCAAUUGGUUAAGUUGGUUUUGUUCAAUUUAGGUUCCGAGCCGAAUAAGGCACUCAUAUUUUUCAGGUGGAUUGAGGAGACUGGACUUUUUAAGCAUGAUGUAUGCACUUCUAAUGCGAUGACCAGGGUUCUAGAAAGGAAGAAUUCGAUUGAUCAGUAUUGGGAGCUUUUUUUAAAAGAUGAUGGUGCCAUGCUGGAACAUGAUAUGGAAGAGGAGACUUUCGUUAAUGUUUGGCAGAAUGGCGAAAACGCCAAGAUCGGGGUGAUGAAAAAGAAGGAAAAUGAGAAUACGUCUCCUGAGAGAAUUCCGAUUAUGGAAUCAGACAUGACGAUUUCCAAAUUAAAGCAACUUAUAGAGGAAAAAGAACAAUGCAUUUUGCAGCAUAAAGAACAGGUAAAAAAGUUUAAACGUCGGAUCUUACAUGAUCAUUGUACGAAGCAGGGUCAGAGUACACUGUUCAAGCGUCUAAGAAAGAGCUUUAAAGCAGCAAUUGAAGAAUUGGAGACUGAAUUUCAAGACAAGUGUCAGAAACAGGAAAAACAUUUUGCAGAAACUGAGAAAAGAUGUCACAAAAUACUUGCAUAUUGCAGUGAAGAAUCAACAAGUCAGCAGUUAAUGAUGCACAUUCAGCAGUGUCAAAAUGAACAGUUAAUCCGUCUGAGGCAUACAUCAGCUGAUGUGUGGGAUGAUUUUUGUUGGGUGAUUCAAAUAAGUAUGGAUGUUGGGCAGACUUUUGCUAAGGUUUUGCAGAACGACGAAAAUGCCAAGAUCGAGGUGGAGAAGCUGGAGGAAAAUGAGACUACGUCCGUUGAGAGAAUUCAGAUUAUGGAAUCAGACAUGACAAUUUCCGAAUUAAAGCAACUUUUAGAGGAAAAAGAACAAUGCAUUUUGCAGCAUAAAGAACAGGAAGAGAAGUUUAAAUGUCGGAUCUUACAUGAUCAUUAUAUGAAGCAGGGUCAGAGUACACUUUUAAAGCGUCUAAGAAAGAAAAUUUAUAGAAUGUCCAAUGACUUUGAAGCAGUAAUUGAAAUAAGGAGGAGUGAUUUCAAAGACAUGUUUGAGAAGCAGGAAAAAUAUUUUGCAGAAACUGAGGAAAGGUGUCGCAAAAUACUUGCAGAUUGCAGUGAAGAAUCAACAAGGCAGCAGUUGAUGAUGCACAUUCAGCAGUGUCACAGUGAACAGUUAAACCAUCUUAGAGAUACAACAAUUGCUGUGUGGAAUGAUUUUGAUGAGGUGAUUAAGGAAUGUAAGCUUUUUUUAUAUUACGAUCAUGUUGUGAUGCUGGAAGAGCUGAGAGAAGACUACUAUGAAAGCAGCUCUGAGGAAUAGUAAACUGGGUGAUUCAAUGAGAUCAUGCUUUUUCUGGAUGCAUAAUUACUUAAGGGUAUGUUUGGUUCAAUUUUUAAGGGAGGGGAGUGAAGCUUUAUAAUUUUUUAUUUAAUGGUCUAUCCUUAAUUUAUUUUAAUAUUCCAACAUUAUUCCUAUCAUAAUUUUUAUUGUUAAAUUAUCAUUGUUCUUGUAGUGACUUUUGUUCUAG
Molecule: messenger RNA, 1975 nt
Organism: Trifolium pratense (red clover)
Lineage: Eukaryota; Viridiplantae; Streptophyta; Magnoliopsida; Fabales; Fabaceae
Exons: 1
Biological process (GO): RNA splicing
Molecular function (GO): protein binding
Source: RefSeq, a predicted model, not a curated record